AUGGUGAGAGAAUUGUCAUCCCCCGUCUCUGAUUCGGGGACCGAACUGAGCGACGACAGCAUGUCUGUGAACUCGACCACCGAUUCGUUCUACUCGUCGUUGAGUUCGUCUUUCCGCAAACCGUCCCCUGGCCGUGGCGGUGGGGAUGACGACGGGUUAAGAAUACGGGCGGUCGAGCGCGAUCCGACGGGAAACCUGAAAGCGAUGACGGAGGAGAGAUUGAUCGAGCUCCAGAGCCGAGGGAUGUCGUGUGUGAUGAUGGAUGGGGUCGGGAUGACGUCAGGAGUCGACGAGGUCGAGCUUUGUUCACAGGAAGACCAGCAGGAUCUGAGGUUGAAGAUCAACAGUCGGGAGAGAAAGAGAAUGCACGAUUUGAACAAGGCUUUGGACGGUCUACGCGAAGUCAUGCCUUACGCUCACGGCCCCUCUGUGAGAAAACUGUCGAAGAUGUCCACGCUCCUCCUGGCCAAGAACUAUAUCCUGAUGUUACGUAACAGCAUGGAAGAGAUGAAGCAACUCGUGAAUGAUGUCUCGCAGGGGCGUGGUCGAGUGCCGCCAUCGUUUUCCAAGUCUGGCCACCAUCCGCACCCUCAUGAAAUCCGAAAUGUCGGAUCCUCCCAUCUCGCUCGAGAUCGUCCUGAACAUCAUCAUCACCUUCGUCACACCAACACCGCUGCUAUACCAGUUUCCGCAUCUUCAAAACCACUAGUUCCAAUAGAUCAUGGAGUUGGGAUCGGGUAUCAAAAUACGAAACCCCCUGGUGUGACUUUUACGGGAAAGGAAACUCCUAGAGAUAAACCAUCAUCAGAAUCUUUUCCGAACAGGUUGUCGAUGGAGAUUUCGAGCUCAUUGUCUCGCAAUGAGCAUUCAUCUCCUUUUAAGCGUGUUUUACCUACAUCGGUUUCACACUCGUCGACGACAUCGGCACAUUUGCAGAGCCAUAAGAUUCAAGCGAACUCGAUGACGGGCUCUUCCUAUGACGAUAGAACAUCAGCAGUGUCAUCGGCAGCGUUGUUCUCGCUUUCAUCGUCCGCAAAGUCGAAUUUUCCGCUGAGACCGUCAGCCGUGUUGCCUCUAAGCUUCGACUUCGCCCGCCAUCACCUUCACCACCAUCCUCCUCCUCCUCCUCUUCCUCACCAUCUUCAUCUCCAACAUCAAUCCGACCGGCGUCAUCGUCAAGCAUCGCCUCCACCGAGUACCGGCAACGUCACUGACAGAGUCAAGAUGUCGGAUGAUGACAAGCCUUGGAGCGCGUCGACGGCUUCGGCGCCCUGCGCGUGUCACCAAUGCGUGAAGCCACACAUCAGCACACCGCCCAUGCCGUCUUUGCUCCACUGAAGAAAGCAGUUACUACAAACUCCUUGACUGAAAAAGAUACCAUAUGAAUUUGAGUCAAAAUCUUUACAUCAUUAAAUCCCAAUCAUGCCAAUUUUCGGGAACUAAACAACUGCCAUUAUAGUAACUAUUUUGCCUAGAUAUUCAUUGAAAAGAAAGGAAAUGAAUUUUCAACAAUGCAUGUAUUGCUGUUAGAAAGUUUUAGGACUAGACAAAAGCUGAAAGAACUUGCAAGAACUUGGGAUUUGAAGAUGGAAGUCUGACGAGAAACAUAACAUUUACUUUCUUUCUUUGGUAAAGAUCACCAUUUGCUUUAUUACUUUUUCUUCGCGAGCCAAUUUCGGUUGUAAUCGUGAAUU
This is a messenger RNA of Strongylocentrotus purpuratus (purple sea urchin), 1694 nucleotides long. RefSeq lists its product as uncharacterized. Lineage: Eukaryota; Metazoa; Echinodermata; Echinoidea; Camarodonta; Strongylocentrotidae. Gene Ontology annotation, molecular function: protein dimerization activity. The transcript has a single exon. The record is from RefSeq and is a predicted model, not a curated record. The coding region runs from base 1 to 1338 and encodes 445 amino acids.